Neohortaea acidophila is the source of this 1971-nucleotide messenger RNA. RefSeq lists its product as uncharacterized. The coding region runs from base 74 to 1816 and encodes 580 amino acids. NCBI's taxonomy places the organism in Eukaryota, Fungi, Ascomycota, Dothideomycetes, Mycosphaerellales, Teratosphaeriaceae. The transcript has a single exon. The record is from RefSeq and is a predicted model, not a curated record. Gene Ontology annotation, molecular function: CoA-ligase activity.
AGUAAGUCUCUGUCGUGUUCCUUUCGUCCUGAUCUCCCAAUCUUCCGCGUCUCCUGUCUCUUUGUCGCCCGCCAUGGCCCGCCCGUCAGAGGUGUUUUCACCAGAUGAAGCAAUCAUCAAGUCCACGUGGCAGAUGUUCGAGGAUGGAGCGCAAAAGAAACUGGAUGCGCCAGUCCUAACCGCCUGCCACCAAGCCGCGGAUCAUUGCGCAAACCUACUGUCCACAACCAGUUUGCAUCGACCACCCGUCGACUGUCUACAAUGGACAUUUGGGGAACUUCGUCAUGCCUCGCUGGUCGUUGCCAAAGCGAUGCAAGAUGCAGGCGUCCAGCGAGGAAUGACAGUCGCAGCGCUCAUACCGAACGGCAUCGAAACGCACAUCGUGCGCGUGGUUUCAUUCAUUCUGCAGUUGACUCUCGUCGCGCUUGACCGGGACCUAGUCAAGCAUGGCCGGCGAGAUGAGUUUAUCUACUACAUUCGCACCACAACUCCGGAUAUGGUCCUCGUCGCCGACUCUGCAGCUGCAGAAUCUGUGGAUGAGGCUACAGGCUCCAUCGGGUUCUCUUUGGCUCACCGAUUCAUCACCGAGGAUCCCCGAACUCCUGGUUGGACGUCAUGGGCCAAAACAGAGCAGCCCAGCGCCGAAUCGCUCGAGGUCCUUGCAGGGCAGGAGGAAGAAGAGCUCGACCAAGGCGGUGAUCGCGUGGCAUUGGUCCUCUUCACCAGCGGCACGUCUAGUGGCCGUCCAAAGGGUUGUCCACAGACAGUCCGCAACAUUACCGCCGCAGCAUACAAUCAAAUGUGGAUUGCGGAUAUCGGUAGCUCCUACGCUGUGCAGAGCCCAUCUAGCAGGGCUGUGUACAAUUGUAUGGGCGCGAUGGCUAUUGUGUAUGGUCAUCAUGUCGUCCUCUCACAUAGCCAUUUCACACUGGAAGCGUUGCAUGCAGCGGUCGGGGCACAUUCCGUGGAAAUGCUCUUGCUUGUGCCGGCGCAAGUCAGACUACUGGCCGCUCAGCACCACUUGGACUUCUCGAGUCUCACCAGUGUCAAAAGAGUGGUUCUGGGGGGCGAUAUCAUCACCAUCGAUCUGAUUGAAAAGGCAGAAGAGCUGUUUCCGCACGCUUCAGUAUCGACGGUGAGCGGCAUGAGCGAGGGAACCGGAUUUUCUGGAAUGAAAGGGGAAGACAAAAACAAAUGGAAAAAGACUAUUCAUUCAAUUGUGAGCGUGGGCAAAGUCGCAAGAGGAGCCCGGCUCCGCAUAUGUGACUCCGACGGUAAGGUCCUCCCUCGGGGCGAAGAGGGUGAGCUGCUGGUCGCGGGACCUAUGAUGAUUGACCGUUACCUCAAUGACGACCUGCCGGAACAGUUCGUCCGAGACGAAUGGGGUACCUGGAUCAAGACAGGCGAUACAGCAACGAUGGACGAGGACGAUCACAUCUUCAUCGUUUCCAGAACAAAAGAUGUGGUGAAACAGAGUGGUAUCAACAUCUCACCUGCCGUGGUGGAGGCUACCCUUAGCAGGCAAAGCGACAUCUCGGCCGCCGUGUUGGGGGUACCAGAUGCUGUCAAAGGGGAGGUGCCUGUCGCUAUCGUCACAGGUGGCCAAGCUGAGGACGUCAAAGAAAUCGUGCAGGAGAAUCUCGGAGAUGAUUAUGCGCUAAAGGCGGUCUACGAUUUGCAUGAUGACUUGGGGUUUGAGGAGCUCCCGUUGAGUGCGCAAGGCAAGGUUCAAAAACACCUGUUGAAGGAGGCAGUGCUCAAUCUCGAGCGGAAGAAGCUGAUCGGGGCCGGAUUGUUUCGGCCGUGGUUCCUGUAGAGCUUAUCAUUCGACUGUUGUGAGGGAAUUUCGAGGGACCUUCCCGCUGAAGGUGCUCGGUUUGUUAAUAUACUGUAAGAAGUCAGGCUUGUGGACCGGUACAGCUUUAUUUUAUGGAUAUUGUCAAGGCUGAGAAUAACAUGGCCUUGCUGGUG